GGACUGAAGUUGAAGAUGGAAGCCGCCGUGUUUAUUCUGUCUCUUGUCGACUGCUGCUCUUUGAUUUUCCUGUCGGUAUAUUUUAUUAUUACUUUGUCUGAUCUUGAAUGUGAUUACAUUAACGCUCGGGCUUGCUGUUCAAAGUUAAACAAAUGGGUCAUACCUGAACUCAUUGGUCAGGCUCUGGCCACGGUGCUGAUGCUAGUCUCCAUGCACUGGUUCAUUUUUCUGCUCAAUGUACCUGUUGCAUCGUGGAAUGUUUACAGAUAUCUGAAGGUUCCUAUGGGGAACAUGGGAGUGUUUGACCCGACGGAAAUUCACAAUAGAGGCCAGUUAAAGUCCCACAUGAAAGAGGCCAUGAUUAAAUUAGGUUUCCACCUGCUCUGCUUUUUCAUCUACCUGUACAGCAUGAUCCUGGCACUGAUCAACGACUGAUGUUCUACAGAAGUAAGAAUCCAACUGCCAAAUCAUAAACUGUCUCUUCUGUGCUGUGAAUACAGACAUCACCUACAGCCAGAGACACAUCACACACACAUACACUCCUUUAGAUACCAGAUACAUCAUCCCCAGCAGAACCUUUCCCAUCACUAAAGAAUCACUUGAAAGACCAGUGUUUCUUUCUGUUUGCUUAUUUGCAUUACAUCACAGAUCUGUGUAGUUUCUUUAUUUAGCUUUUUGUGUAAGAGACUCUCAGCACUACUCUCAGCACUGCUCCCAUCAUGCACUGCUUCUCAGGGCUGAAGCAACAUGACAAUCGCACUGACUCAGCGAAGCGACCUAUUGGCCCGGAGCACGUCAUCGCUCAACAAGCUUGUUUUGUAAAUCCUGUCACUGAACACAUGUCCAGCUGUCUCCAAGAUGUACUUUUUAUUGUCAGUUGCUAGAACACGUUUUGUACUAUGUUUUAUUGCUGUUCAUUAGUUAAAAAUAAAUCAAAUUAAAUUUUGUUCAAAAUAAUUCUAAAUGGUAGUAAGGAACAUAUGAUCUUUUAUGUGUAGGAUUUCUGCUAUGUCAGUGUCUACAUGUUGUGUUACAAUAGUAAUACAAUGCUACCAUGGUUACCUUUGUGCCUUCUGGCUUUCAUCUUAACAAUUAUAUCAGAUCAUCUAUCAGGCUUGUUGGCAAGGGAAUCGUUGUCACAUCUUGAUAUUGCUUAAAGAGGAUUAUAAGGGAGUCUAGUUAGAAUUAUAGCGUUUUGCUCAGGGGUAAUAAAUUGGGGAAUUG
Trichomycterus rosablanca is the source of this 1224-nucleotide messenger RNA. It is a transcript of the gene cnih4, whose product is annotated as cornichon family AMPA receptor auxiliary protein 4. The transcript is spliced from 5 exons. The record is from RefSeq and is a predicted model, not a curated record. The coding region runs from base 16 to 435 and encodes 139 amino acids. Gene Ontology annotation, biological process: endoplasmic reticulum to Golgi vesicle-mediated transport. Gene Ontology annotation, cellular component: endoplasmic reticulum membrane; COPII-coated ER to Golgi transport vesicle. Lineage: Eukaryota; Metazoa; Chordata; Actinopteri; Siluriformes; Trichomycteridae.